Messenger RNA from Didymodactylos carnosus, 408 nucleotides. The record is from the annotation of a GenBank genome assembly. NCBI's taxonomy places the organism in Eukaryota, Metazoa, Rotifera, Eurotatoria, Philodinida, Philodinidae.
AUGGAUAAAAAGAACAUGUCAACAUUAUCAUGUAAAUUAUGUUUACAUGGUCCAACCAUUUGCAAUGGUUGUAAAGGAAUUUAUUGUGAAGAACAUUAUAUUGAACAUCGACAGAAUCUUGGAACAAAGUUAGAGCGUAUUAUCAGCGAUCAUGAUAUUUUACUUGAUAGAUUAACGACUCAUGCGAACGAUAAUGAUCGACAUCGUAUUUAUAAUGACAUUGAUGAAUGGAAACAAAAUAAUAUAUUUAAUAAAACGCAUGAAAAACUUAAACAUACAACAAAUGAUAUUCGCGAGAAAAAAACAACAAAAACUUAUUUAGAACAAGAUCUUGAACAAUGGUCAAAUCAAAUUCAGAAAUUAAAAGAUAGUAUUGAACUGUUAACAAUUAAAAGCAAUGAUGAUUAG